Nematolebias whitei (Rio pearlfish) is the source of this 3039-nucleotide messenger RNA. Its product is annotated as ubiquitin-conjugating enzyme E2Q-like protein 1. Lineage: Eukaryota; Metazoa; Chordata; Actinopteri; Cyprinodontiformes; Rivulidae. The record is from RefSeq and is a predicted model, not a curated record.
ACAGGGUCGCAUUUGUAGGAAAUCGGGCAAGUCCAAGAAAGCUUUCAGUCGUAAAGAAGCCGAGGCCACCUUCAAGUCCCUGGUGAAGACCCACGAGAAGUACGGCUGGGUGUCCCCCCCUAUCUCCGACGGCUGAGUGCUCAGCCUCCACUUCCCCGACCCCCUCGUGCUAGCCGGAACCCCCACCCCAGCUAGCUUUGACACGCAAAACGACACACCACGCUAACUCAACUUUCUCAUCUUCACCCUCGGCUGUUUGGUUUACGACUGUAUUUAUUUCCUUUGAACUUGUAGUUUUUUUGUGCGAGUGUUCUUCAUUUGUUUUCCAACGUCAUCUCCAGCAUCAGCUAGCGGAGAGCGGACACGCAGUCAUUCCUGUCAACAACAACAAAAAGAAGAAACUCUUCAGUCUUUUCGCAGAAGGAUUCUUUCCUUGUUUUGGGAAUACCUGGGAGCGAGGAGUGUGUGGUUGAGUGUGUCACCUCAUAAUAAAUCAGCUGGCAGUGUGCCCACAUGCAUUGGAGUGUGCAUUAUUCUUGGUGGAUCCAUUUUUUUGGGGGGGUGGGUUGUUUUCACUCCCAUGCAUGUGCAAUUGGACAAAUUGGAUAUUACCGACCUUUUUCCACCGAUGUGAAAGACUACUGAACGAAGGAGACUCAUUUCCCUCUGCUCUGACUCCAUCCCUUGCCACCCCUCUCCACCUCACCGAACUGGCGUCCCGUCCAACCAUCCCUGUCGCCGCCGAGUCAUUUACAUGUAAAUGAAGCUGUUAAUGUUUAAUAGACGUGCAGCGUGUUGGCGUUUAGGCCCAUUCGUUCACUCCUCCCUUUUUUCUUUUCUUUCGACUGUGCCGUUGCUCACGAUUCAAUGCAACAUAAAGAUUGUAAUUUACAUAGAGCUGUGCUCUCUUUCGUUCUCUUUUCUGUCUCUCGUGGCUAAAUUCACUGUUGUGUAGAUGCUUAAUGGAGAAAAAAGUCACAUGUUGCUUUAUGUAGAGAUUAUGUAUGAUACAUAGAAUAACAGCCUCAUUCUCUCAUGCCUGUGUGUGUAGGAGUGGAAGAAUACUACAAUUCCCAUGAUUUAGAUACCAGAUGGUACAGCUGGAGGCGGGGCCUCAGUAUGCGUGAGCGAGAAAGACAACCCUUUAAACAGUAAACUAAUAUGAUUUACUGUGAACUAUGGCCUAAAGGUUGUGCCGUUUCAUUUUUCCUGCUGCGUCGUUACCACUCUCGUUCCACCGUCUGCGUCCGCUCUUUAUUGAUAUUACCGUAAAGAUGAUUGCAGUUGUCACCUAACAUUCCCCUCUUCUGUCUUUCCAUCCGUCUGAAGGACAACAGGCUAGUAGAGAAACAAAAAACAAACUUUUAGACUCACGCACUUGACCUCGCCCACGCUUAUCCACCUUGGCAGCAGCAGUAACACCUUGAAAUGAAGACAGGAGCUGGAGCGCCGCUGCAGAUGGAGUGGUGCUUUAAAUGAGUGUCUACUUCAGAGCGCACCUGAUUGAUGUCUGCUGCACGGGGAAGCUGAAGGCAGUAGGAAGAGGGGGGGGAAGCUUUGAUCACUGCUGCCUGCUUCUCAGAAAAUGUCAGGUGGCUUGCAAAAUGGCUGAAGACAGAUAUUAUUUGCUCUAUCUGCUGCACGUGCUUCUUGGGUUCAAACCUUUAAAAGGACUUUAAUAAGUGUACAGCUGCGACCGUGAAUCAGUCAUAGUGGGCAGGUUGUCUGUUCGCUCGGUCCGCUUCUUGUUCCGCUACCUGCCAGGGAAAUGUCAGAGGAAAAGCUGCUAAUUGGUCUGACAUUUUAGGAAGCGCGUCAUUAGGAGAGAGCAGCAAGAGCGGGAGGGUGGAGGACGUCAGAGCCUGCUGCUCGGCAUCUUCCUCUUCCAGUUUCUGGUGGGAGGGGCUUGUUGUUGAGCAGGUUGCGCCGUGCUGCGGGCGCCAUCUUUGAGCCAGUUUUCAAAACUCUGCUUGCGUUGCAUUGGUGGCCGAUAGCUAAAGCCUCUCUGUGCACGUGUCACACUCCCAUCACUAAUACAAUAAAAAGAGAGAGAAACAGCAACGCACCAUCUGGUAUUUCAUCAUGUAUGAACGUGUGCUAGUGCUCUUUGAAUUUGGCUAGUCAUUUCAGGGUUGAUCGUAUAGUGAUCUCUUGGCUUGUCAACAGAGAAAACUGUAAACCGAACUAUUAUUAUUAUUACAAAAUAUCUCAAAAAAACUUGAGUGUUCGCUGGUUUCAACAGAAUCAUUUUGUGAUAGAGUAUAGUCUGGUAGUCUGCAGAAACUAACUGGGUGAACUGAUUAUUUGUAUUAUAUCUGCAUGUGAUCUGUGAUUGGUAGCUAGCUACUGUAUACUUUUUUAUUUUCAAGAAAAGCAAGAAAAAAACGACGUUUAAACAAAAAUGCAAAUGCUUCUCUUUAUUCUCGUUUGGUUUUCCUUUCUUACGUUGAGUUCUGUAUUGUACAGACUUUCCCUUUUCGUUCUGUGUCCUAAAAUUGUCACAUUGUGUUCUAUGAAUGUUUGUGUUUUAAUUUAUUUGUGGUUUGCCAAAAUGAUGAUUUGAAGCAUGUUGCAGGUAUUGUUAUGAGAAAAUGAGAAGAAAAAAAUACUGUGUUUGUGUGAUGGGAAGGUGGGAUUAUUUGAGGGGUGGGGGGUUCAGGGAGCAAAGACAGACAGACAAAAUAAAGCCUCAACAUUAGAAUGAUUUUUUUUUUAGUUUAUCUACUGUAAGUGGAAACAAGAAAAGUCCUUCACUCCUUUGAGUACUUCCUUGUUUCCGCCACAAUGUCACCACUUCCCCAUUGGUCCUGCUCAGUACACUGAUUUGGCUCGUUGCAACCUUUCUUGACUGAUCCAGGAUCAGUUUGGCCUCCCAACACUUCAAAUCAGACUCAUCAAGAGAACCUGUUAUCAGUUAGCAGCUUUGUUCCAAUCCAGACUCGAGUGUUCGGUCCAAACCAAGGUCUUAAAAGUUCGAAAGGUGAAAGGUCGUUGCAAGACCAAACAGGAAUGUGCAAUAAACGUUACAGCUUAUUGAAA